This is a messenger RNA of Amoebophrya sp. A25, 3279 nucleotides long. The record is from the annotation of a GenBank genome assembly. Lineage: Eukaryota; Dinophyceae; Syndiniales; Amoebophryaceae.
GCUUGUUUUGCCGCUCUUAAGGGACGAGGGAGGCAAUACAAACGGGGCACGCGAACACCAAAAAGACGAGCCUACCUCUAAACAAAGUAGUCGAGUAGAGGAAGAAAAACUGAAAACAUCUUUUGGUGAUGAAGAACAAUAGAUAAGGAACAUGAAAUAGUGAAAACAUCUUUGAAGAGGUUGUUCAUCUGAUGAAGAACGUAACUGAAUAAAGAACAUCAUCAUGGAAGAUUCCCUUUCGUCUUGGGAGGCACUCGCAUCAGAAGCUGGGAAACCAGCUCCACGCUUGUAUGAAUCGUGGGAGGACGGCAGAUCUCGCCUCUUCGGUGCGGCUCGUCCUCUCCUGCGCUUAUGGCACGACGUGUCCGUGUGGCACCCGUUUGCUCUGCAAGUCUGGCUGCUGAUAGAAGCCAUGCGAAUACCUCAUGAACGCAAAGUUGUGCCGUUAUCGAUGUACGCCAAAUUAAGGCACGAUCAUCUAUCAAAAACUAGUAAGAGUAAGAUAUUAGAUUUGUAAUACUAAGAGAGCAGAAGCACCACAGUAGAUCCUCAAAUUUGGACAUCUUCAUAAUCAUCCUCGGCUACUUUCCUAGGGUCGGGAAAAGAGCCGGGAGGGACGCGACCGUGGCGGCAGCUCUAACCAAAGCCUCGGAUUCGGGGAGAUUGGAGACGUUUAGACAAGAAGUAGGAGGAUCGCCGGAUGGAGUUCCUUAUAUCCAAGAAGCUGCAAAAAACUCGACGUGGAGUCGACCCUGGAAAGAGAAUAUGCUUUGAAACUAUGUCAGGAGUACGAGUGUCCUUUGCGUGUUUUUUUAAACUAUGACGUGCUCCGCAGUUGAUGUAGUGCUCAGUUUUAGGAAUGUGAAGAAAGUUAUGCUGUACUAUGCCUGUGUCUAUAAGCCUGGUGGAAGCUUCAUUAUUUCUUGAACUCUUGUAGUUCCGCCUUUUCGCAUCUUCCGUGCAUAGAAGUAGGUCUUUUGGAUCAAUCACUUUGAGCCCACUGAAGUCGAUGUUGAUGAGCUUGAGCCUGCAAACAAUAAGUUCAUCGACUUGGUGUUGUACCUAGAUAGCACUACUGAGCUAGAACCACCAACGGCACCAGUCCUUGUCCUUUCAUUUCUCAAAGUGCAGUUGAUCUGGCGAAACGGUUGAAUACUCAAUUCCCGAAUCAGGCUUUGGUUCCACGAUCGCCCAAUCGGCGAAAGGUGGUCGACUCCAUGUUAAAGAAUUAUGGAGGCCUUCAAGGAGCUGCGUACGGCAUUCUAAGAGGUCCAGAUGGAGCACCACAAGCGGCACAGGAAAAGUACUCCUAGGAAGUACUUAACAACUUCUUUAAAAACUCUCUCUCACUGAUGUUGAUAGAAGUGGUUGUGGAUCACAGAAUCAUGAUUAGCAUUAGGGGAAUCAGAAUUAUGAUUAUCAUGAUAGUGGUUGGGGAAUCAGAAUUGUGAUUAUCAUGAUCUUGUUCCCCUGGAGUGGGUAUAAAAUAUUCAUUCAUUCAUUCCUCCACAUUUAUUCGGCAUUUUUUUGCGACCUGGGUCUACAACUCGGGAAGAACAUUUUUUCCACAUUUUUUCGGAGUAAGCAUCGUGACGAAAUACUAUGACGUCGCGCGGCAGUCUGCACUGAAAACUGUGCGAGAUGCAUUGUAACAACUUAGUUUCAUUCAAUCAUCUAUCUCUUUUACCAGGGCCACCAAGGAAGCCAUACUACCCUAAAACUAGGUACAUCAAAGCCAUGGACGCUUGGGCUGAAGUUUAUGCAAAUCGAGGGUCCUCGAAUUUGACACUGGUUGACUCUCGGAGCGGCCUUCCUGAUGAUGGCGACGGCAAUGAAGCAUACUUUGGUGGCAGAAGAACUCAAGGCCCGUUCCUCUUCGGUGCGCGUCCCUGUGUCGUUGAUGUCUUGUUGCUUCCUCUUCUGGAACGCUGCGAGGCGAACGUGCCACAUCCAGUAGUUGGUGGCUUGCCACACCUAGCGUUGACGAACUGGCCCCCAUUGGAUCGAUUGUUGUUAUGCUUUAGGGUACUUUUAGUUAUUUUUGGCUUAUUUGCGCAGGUUAUCGCAGAUGAAAGUCGUGGGAUCAAUUAGAAAUCUGCUGCAUCACGAACUAUGCGAAGAAACAGGUCGAACUACUUACAACUAGAACUAGAACUACAUCAAUAUAAUAUAUAAGGAAAUCUUGAUGUUGAUUUUUCUCAUUGAACAAUUCCGAUUAGAUCAACGUCAAAUCAUCUCAGCAUGAUUCCAACAUCUUCAUGAUCCUUAGUUCAUAUCUUGCUGCCGCCAGAGAAGACGGUGGCCUAAAUUUUCCCUUUUGUUCUUUAUUGGGUGACGCGAUUUCAGUUUCUGGCGUACGAAUGGCUGUCACUGGGAUGGUAGCUGGCGUUUCUCUGCCUGAUCCUCCGCCGUCGACCGCUUUAGCAAUGCAAAGAGUGAAUCAGCAAGACGAAAAUGCCUGUCGAGAGGCAGCCUCUAGACUGAGCAACAACGGUGCUCCAGUGGCUGGCUUCGCUGCAGCAGGGUCUGGAACCGGGCGACCACGGCAGGAGGCGGGACGAAGACCGCCUCCAACAGCAGGCCAACUCCAAGCCGUUGAUGCCCUUUUACGCGGAGUGGCAAGAUCAUUGCUGAUAUGCGGUACUUGACGAAUCAUACUUCUUACUCUUUGCAGCUGAAUAUGUACAUAAGUAGAUUCAAGUUACUUAUCGUAGUUAUCAUGACUCAACAGUUUAAAACUCACAACUGCAAUUACAACAAACAUGAUCCUUCUGUUCUUUGUUCAUCAGGUAACGGCACUGCUACCGCGGCAGCUGUCAAAUCUUUAGCUGAGGACAUCGCUUCAAAAGCCGCAAGCGUUUUCGGUGCUGAGAGCGUGCGCUAUGCCGCACAGUCUCUAGUGUUUCUAGCUGAGAAUACGGGUGUCCCAAGGGAUAUGGCCGUGAAACCAGCUGCGGCAUUCAGAGCGCACAAUCUUCUCUAUGCGGCUGCAGGAUGGCAAGCGGCUAAAGGAUCGAGAAAUUCCAGAGGUGGAGAUCUUUAGUUGUAGACUCAGAAAACGGAAAAAACUGAUAAAAGUCCACACUAUGUGAGUUGUAUUUCCAAGAAGAAGCUGAUGGAGAUAUCAAAUUCAAAACAAGACACGCACAAUCCACGGAAGUAGACUGUCUCUGCCAUACAAUCUGUUGUAGGUACUAGGAGCAGCAAACGUAAACUCUUCGAAGUUUUAUCGAAGAGAAUAAACGAUAACGAAUUCUUGUCUUCGUUUUGAGCAACUAG